UCCAGCCCCUUUCCAGCCUGGGUCCCCCACCAUGGACAGCCCACUGCAGCCCCUGGCCAUGCACUUUGGGCCCAUGUCUCCCUCCUUGGACCCUGCUCUCUUCUUCAGCCCCUCAGCCAACAGCCAGCUGAACCUCAGCAUGCCCAGCCACAUGACCCAGCUGCACCCCCAGCACCAGCGGAUCCUAACACAGCGGCAGCAGCAGGGCAGGCAGGCACAGAGUAUUUCCCCCAAGAAGCCAUGGUCUCCUAAAGUGGACCCUUAUGCUGGGCUGAUGACCUCCAAGGAGAAGGACUGGGUCAUCAAGGUGGAGAUGAUCCAGCUGCAGAGUGAGAACAUGGAUGACGACUACUACUAUCAGUGGUACUACCACCGUCUGGAGCGCAGGCAGGCAGAGGAGGAGCUGCUGGGUGGGCGCAACAAGCUGGACACCCCCAAGUUGGUCACGCCGUUCAUCCAGAAAGUGGAGACCUAUGACUCUGUGGUGCGCAUCGCCGGCUCGCUGGGCCAGGUUGCCGUGUCCACCUGUUACAGCCCUCGCCGGGCCAUUGAUGCUGUGCACCAUGCCCUCGUGGAGGAGGCUGCAGGGAGCCACCGGCUGCGGGCACUGCACAGGAUUGAGAAGCUCUUCCUGCAGCUGCUGGAAGUGGAAGAGGCGCAGCAGAAGAUGUCCCUUGUCCUGGGGGUGGAGCAGGAGCAGCAGAGCCAAGAAGUGGAGAAUCUCUACCAUGCCUUGAAAAUCAGGGCUUGCAACAGCGAGGAGGAGGCAGAGGAUGAAUUCCUGCAGCUGCUGUGUGUGCAGAAGGGCAAGAAGCUCGUGGCCCGGUUGCUGCCCCACCUGACCCGGGAGCAAGGGGAGAAGAUCCUGCUGACCAUCACUCACCACCUGCCCUUCCUCAUGAAGAAGGAUGUGCUGGAUGAGUCUCUCCCCCUGCUCUACAGCCCAUUGAAUGAAGUGGUGGGCGGGAUGACCUUCAGCAAACUCAUCGAGGUCCUGCAGGAGCUGACCCAGCCUCUGCCUGAGUGCCCUGAGCUCCCCCUCACCAUGGCCUUGAAGAACCAGUUUGGGAUCUCCUUGCUCUACUCCCUGCUGAGCCAUGGGGAGAGGCUGCUGUCAUCGGAUGUGCCAUUGGAGCCACGGAGCGGAGACUUUGAGGCGUGGACAGACACGGUGUACGUGGUGGCCCGGGAGCUGUCACAGGUGCCCAAGGCCUUGCUGGUGGAGCCUCUUUUCUUACCCAGCAACCUUCUCUCGCUCUUCUGCCGCUACCUGGACAAGCAGACUGUCUACCACCUGGAAGCCAAGAUGGAGUGCUCCCCACUGCCAUCGGAGGCUGCCAUGAUAUGCUGAGCCCCAGGAGUCGGGAAGGGGAUCCGGGGCCGGUGGUCCUGGGAAUGGGCAGGGCCCAAUGCCAUGGCUUUUGAGUUUGGAAGCAAACAUUUAUUUACCCUGGUGCAGGGCACUCUGGGUGAUGUGGGCACUGGCAGGGCCAACUCUGGAGGGCUGGUCCCACCCUGCCCCUGUGCCUGGGAA
This is a messenger RNA of Manacus vitellinus (golden-collared manakin), 1534 nucleotides long. RefSeq names its product PAT1 homolog 2 (gene PATL2). Bases 32 to 1351 code for a protein of 439 amino acids. The transcript is spliced from 12 exons. Gene Ontology annotation, biological process: deadenylation-dependent decapping of nuclear-transcribed mRNA; P-body assembly. The record is from RefSeq and is a predicted model, not a curated record. Lineage: Eukaryota; Metazoa; Chordata; Aves; Passeriformes; Pipridae. Gene Ontology annotation, molecular function: RNA binding. Gene Ontology annotation, cellular component: P-body.